Messenger RNA from Linderina pennispora, 978 nucleotides. RefSeq lists its product as uncharacterized. The record is from RefSeq and is a predicted model, not a curated record. The transcript is spliced from 3 exons. The coding region runs from base 1 to 978 and encodes 325 amino acids. Lineage: Eukaryota; Fungi; Kickxellomycota; Kickxellomycetes; Kickxellales; Kickxellaceae.
AUGACCAACGACAACGGUCGUCCUCUAGCCCUCCGCCCCAGCCAAUCCACCAUCGCCUCCACAUCAUCAAUGUCGGUUCCAACGACUACGGCUCUCCCACCGUUCGCAUACCACAACACACACUACCCCUCAGCAGCUAUGCAUCGCCGCAACUCAGCGUCAGCAUCGCCCGAGCAUCAGCCACGAGGCGCCAGCACCAACAGCACUCAGACAGCAGCAUUCCCACCGGCCCAGCAGCACCUGCGGUACGAACAAUAUCGGCGCGAUGAGCCCGAAUACGGCAGACCUAUUCAGCAACAUCCAGGAUCAUUUGGCGGCCCCCAGCGGCUACAGCCACCUAUGCACGGCCGCAUCGCCGGGCAGCCCUCUAUGCCGGGCUACCAUGUACAGCAGUCGCCGCCACAGCAAAUGGCAACCAGUGCCGCUCGGCCACAAUACCCGUACAUGCAACAGCAGCCGCCGCCGCAGCAGCAACAGCAACAGCAGCAGGCCACCCGGACAGGGGCUUCAUCAGCAGCAGCCAAGCCGCCUUCGCACCACCCAGCCGCAACACAUGCGUCGUCGUCGUCGUCGUCGUCCUCUCACUUGCAUCGUCCAUACGACUUGCAUUCACCAGCAACAUCGUCGCGCACAUUCUGGAACCACUACGAGACUAGCCUGCUGGUGCAGCUGUGGCUCGAGUUUGAGCCCCAGUUCAUGGCCAACAAACGCAAUGCCGGCGUAUGGGCGCAGCUUGCGGAGCGUCUGACGGAGCGGUCCGGCAGACACCGUACCGUGCGUGAGUGCCGGAUAAAGUGGAAGAACAUGUGGGCCAAACACAGGUGCUCCCGGCCACUGCAGCUGCCUGUAGGUGGAAACAGAGGUGACCUGGCAAAUGCGACACACAUGAGCUGGGACGCUAAGCUGCGAGAGUUCCCUCAUUACUCUGAAUUCGUCGAGAUCAAGCAGCGCAGCUCCAUGCAGUCAUCAAACGAGUAA